Molecule: messenger RNA, 2367 nt
Organism: Ahaetulla prasina
Lineage: Eukaryota; Metazoa; Chordata; Lepidosauria; Squamata; Colubridae
Gene: RBM46
Product: RNA binding motif protein 46
Exons: 6
Coding region: 170-1900 (576 amino acids)
Cellular component (GO): nucleus
Molecular function (GO): mRNA binding
Source: RefSeq, a predicted model, not a curated record
UUGCGCGGGUCGAGCCGCUGUUUCCUCUACAGGGAAGGAGCGGUAGGCUAGUUUGUAGGGAACGGAGAGUAUUGCGGGGGAAGCGCUUGAAGGAGGAGGUGUCGCUUGUCAUCGUGGAUGCUAAGUUUCCAACCCUUGGAUAAUAAUCUGAUAAGAUUUAUUGGACUGGAUGAUUGAUCAGAGUUCUGUUUGUGCAAUCCAUCUAUUAAAGUAUUUAUUUGAAAACGGUUUGAUAUUUCAAAGGGCUACAGAGCACAGUGAAUUGAUUUUGAGCCCUAAAAAAUCUUAUGUUACAGAAAUGAAUGAAGAACAUACAGAUGUAACAAAUGGAUGUAAUAAAGUUAGAUCUCGUACUCAGAAUGAAGCUGCCUUAUUGGCUCUUAUGGAGAAGACAGGCUAUAAUAUGGUUCAAGAAAAUGGACAACGAAAAUUUGGUGGACCCCCACCAGGUUGGGAAGGUCCGCCACCACCCCGAGGCUGUGAAGUUUUUGUGGGAAAAAUUCCUCGUGAUAUAUAUGAGGAUGAAUUAGUUCCUAUUUUUGAAAGAGCUGGGAAGAUUUAUGAAUUUAGAUUGAUGAUGGAAUUUAGUGGUGAGAAUCGUGGAUAUGCUUUUGUAAUGUAUACAACAAAAGAAGAAGCUCAGUUUGCCAUUAAGACCCUUAAUAAUUAUGAGAUUCGUCCUGGAAAGUUUAUUGGUGUUUGUAUAAGUUUGGAUAACUGCAGACUAUUCAUUGGAGCCAUUCCAAAGGAAAAGAAGAAAGAAGAAAUCUUGGAUGAAAUGAGAAAAGUCACUGAAGGUGUUGUAGAUGUUCUUGUGUAUCCAAGUGCAACGGACAAGACAAAAAAUCGUGGGUUUGCCUUUGUAGAAUACGAAUCCCACAGAGCUGCAGCUAUGGCAAGGAGAAAAUUAAUUCCUGGAACUUUCCAGUUAUGGGGACACACUAUUCAAGUAGAUUGGGCAGACCCAGAAAAAGAAGUAGAUGAAGAAACAAUGCAGAGAGUAAAAGUACUGUAUGUUAGAAACUUGAUGAUGUCAACCACAGAAGAAACAAUUAAGGCUGAGUUUAACAAAUUUAAACCUGGAGCUAUUGAACGGGUAAAGAAACUUCGAGAUUACGCUUUUGUUCAUUUUUUCAACCGAGAUGAUGCAGUUGCUUCUAUGUCAGUUAUGAACGGAAAAUGUAUUGAUGGUGCUAGCAUUGAGGUAACACUAGCUAAGCCAGUAAACAAAGAAAGCACUUGGAGACAACAUCUUAAUGGCCAAAUUAGCCCCAGUUCUGAAAAUCUUUUAGUCUUUACAAACAAAGAAGAUGGUCAUCAUAAAUCACUAACAAAACCAGCAAAUCUUCCAAUACGCCUUAAUGGGCAGAAUAGUCCAAGUCCUCCUGAAAUUGAAAGGUGUACUUACCCAUUUUUUCCAGGAACAAAACUUACUCCAAUUAGCAUGUACUCUUUAAAAUCUAGUCAUUUUAGUUCUGCUGUGAUGCAGUUAGAUUAUUAUUGCAACAAAAAUAACUGGGCACCUCCAGAAUAUUACUUAUAUUCGACUACAAGUCAAGAUGGAAAAAUUUUGCUGGUAUAUAAGAUUGUUAUUCCGGCGGUUGCAAAUGGAUCCCAGAGUUAUUUUAUGCCAGACAAACUCUGCACAACAGUAGAAGAUGCAAAAGAGCUAGCAGCACAUUUUGCACUCAUGCACUUGGAAUAUAAUUUUUGUCGAAAUCCAGUAAAUAACAUUUCUCCUGUUAGUGCUACACUUACUUCUGGAACAACCAGCAUAUUACCAUAUACAUCAAGACCAUAUUCUUAUCCAAGCUAUCCCUUAUCAUCAUCAAUUCCACUUGCUAAUAACAACCAUGUUGGACAGCGUUUGUACAUCUCCAGUCAGGCCUCAUUCUUUUGAGGAAAAAAAGCUGGAUGAAAAAAAUUACGCUUUAAAAAAAAAUACCGUAUAAUGUAGUUUUAGUUUUAAUUGUGUUUAUACAAUUGCUUUUGCUUGGUUAUUUCAUAUUGCUUAUAAAAUAUAGAUAAAACCCAUUUAAAUGUUUUUUUAAAUAAUUUUUCUCAUUAAAUAGAAGCUUUAAAAUAUUUUUAAUGCAUGCAAUUGUUGUAAUCUUGUUACCAAGAAUCCAUUCUUUGGAGAUGAAAAACAGUAUUUGGUGAAAAGCAAAGUAUUAUGUAAGAAGGAAAUGAUGCACAAUUUUUUUUUAAAAAAACAGAAACCUUAACUCCGAACAUAUAAACAUUUGGGGUCCUUUAAAAUUACAUUGUAUAUUUUAGUUGCAUGAUAUUUGUUUUAUUAAUCCACUGUUUAUAUUGUUAAAUUUUAUUUGUUAAAAAUAUUGUUCUAUUUGCACGUUGUAAUGCUUU